CCUGUUUCCGGUAAAAGUUUCUUGUGUUCUGAUGGUUAUUGCGUUAAAAGAACAACUUUUAAGAAAAAUAAUGAUAUAAAGACUACAUUUUCCAAAAAUAUUCAACUUCACAUCAAGAAAUUGAUAACAGGUAAAAAUGAGGUACCACAUUAGGAAGAAAUCUGCUCUAAAAAUUGGAGUGGUAGUGCUUGCAUUGAUUUUUAUUCUACCAUUUCUGAUCAGUAAAUUAGAAGGUAGCAGUAGAGAAAGUGAAGCUCUCAUGGAACGUAUGCGUAAAAGAAAGGGAAUUCAUCAUGAUACUGGAAUUCCUGUAAAAAAUGAUGUGGUACAAAAUGUGGUGGAAAAUCCAAUGGAGGCUAAAGAUUUAAAGCCACCAGAGCCACAGAGGAAGUUUGGACCAACUGCUGUCCUAAAACCAGGUGUAUUGGGUAACUUUGAGCCCAAGGAAAAACCAGCUAAAAGUGGUCCAGGUGAAGGUGGACAGGCUGUAUAUACCAGUAUGGAAGAGAAACUCAGGGCUGACCAGUCUGUUAGAGAGUAUGGUUUUAAUAUGGUAAACAGUGAUAAAAUUGCAAUGGAUAGGGCUAUACCAGAUACUAGGCUGGAUGAAUGUAAAUAUUGGCAAUACCCAGAAGAUUUGCCCACAGCUAGUGUUAUUCUUGUAUUCCAUAAUGAAGGAUGGUCCACACUGGUGAGGACUGUACACAGUGUAAUUGACACUUCACCACCACAUCUUCUCCAUGAAGUGGUGAUGGUUGAUGACUUUAGUGAAAAAGAACAUUUAAAAGGCAAAUUAGAGGAAUAUAUUAAACAGUUUAAUGGAAAGGUGAAGCUAUACAGAAAUAAAGAGCGAAUGGGAUUGAUCGGUACAAGAACAAGAGGAGCUGAGCUGUCCACUGGAGAUGUCAUUGUAUUCUUAGAUGCUCACUGUGAAUGUAAUAAAAACUGGCUAGUACCUCUGCUUGCUAGAAUUAAAUAUGACAGAACAAUAAUGGCAGUACCAACUAUUGACGGUAUAGACUGGGAUAACUUUGGAUACCACCCAGUAUAUAGUACUGUACAUCACAGAGGUAUAUUUGAGUGGGGAUUUCUAUAUAAGGAGAGUCAGGUACCUAAACAAGAACUGGAUAGAAGACAACACAACAGUGAACCUUACAGAGCUCCAACACAUGCAGGAGGGUUAUUUGCUAUGGAUAGGAAGUAUUUCUUUGAGAUGGGAGCUUAUGACCCUGGAUUGAAGAUCUGGGGUGGAGAAAACUUUGAAUUGUCAUUUAAGCUAUGGCAGUGUGGAGGUAGUAUAGAAUGGGUCCCAUGUUCUAGAGUUGGCCACAUUUACAGAAACCAUAUGCCUUAUGGAUUUGGUAAAGUUGAUGUUAAAAUACCAGUCAUUCAGCUGAAUUACAUGAGAGUUGUUGCAGUUUGGCUGGAUCCAGAAUUUCAGGAAUAUUUUUAUACCAGGGAACCCGGAGUGAGAGGCUAUCCUAUAGGAGAUGUGACUAAACAACUUCAGUUUAAAAAGGAACACAAUUGUAAAAGUUUUAAAUGGUUUAUGGAGAAUGUAGCUUAUGAAGUUUAUGAAAAGUUUCCUCCUUUACCUCCAAACAAGGCUUGGGGAGAGUUCAAGUUGCAAGGAAGUAACAAGUGUUGGGAUGUUAUGGGACAACAAGUCGGAGGUGGACCUAUAGGUCAAAGUUAUUGUCAUCACUAUGGUGGUAACCAGUUGUUCAGAUUGAAUACUAAAGGUCAGAUUGGUGUUGGGGAACGUUGUAUCAAAGCAUCAGGAGGAUCAACACUACAUUUACAUUUCUGUGAUGUACAGCCCACUGGUCCAUGGAGCUGGGAUGAGAAUACAGGUGUGAUCAGAGAACAACAUCAUGAUAAGUGUGUUGAAGGAAUGCCUGAUGGAAAAUUACUUUUACAACGGUGUGAACCUGGAAAAUCAUCACAAAAAUGGCAGAUUAAUGAAAUUUACACGUGGAAAAGAUAAUGAGAAAUGAACAUUUAUUUAUUCUAGUCAGUGCUCAGUGUUAUUUAUUAAUGGUUACUAUAUGAUAUUUUAAUCUUGAAGAUUAUAAUCUGUCACAUAUGUUGGUGUUAAAGGACGAGUAAAAUCAUGACUGUUAACACAGCAUUAUGUUAUCUUGUAACUAAUGUGAAAUGUAAUAAUAGACUCUGUUCAGGUAGAUUAUUGACAUGAUAUUAUUGUCAGAGGCAAUUCUUGAUUUUUAUUGUGAUUCUGAAAAAGUCAAUUUGUUUUCUAAUGUCAUAGGAAUGAUUCUAAUGUCAUAGAAAUGAUUCCCAUGUCAUAGGAAUGAUUAUAAUGUCAUAGGAAUGAUGAUUGGAAGACUAAAGAGAAGAAUGCAAAUUUUGAUUCCAUUCAGCUGAAAACAAAAGUAGUUAAUUAUGAUCAUUUUUGAAUGAAAUUAAAAAUUUGUAUAGACUUAGGCUACCAACAGCUGAAUUUACAGAGAUUUAAUAGGUAUCAAUAGGGUUAGAGAGUGACCAUUGUACAAAUUGGGCUUAGAUCUAGAUAAGUAUGCAAACUCUUUACAACCUCUAGUUUGAAAAAAGCAUAAAAAAAAUAAAAUCUUUGUAGAAUAAAGCCACUAUUAUUUUUAUAGAUCAUCAGGCUGCACCAAACAAACUCUAUUUUAAUUUUUGUAUUGCCUAGAUUUAGUUGUAAGUGAACAUUUACUUAAAGAUAAAACUUAACUUAUCAUAAACUUUAUUAGCAUAAGUUUAUGUUUUCAUUUGUUCAGCUUCUGUUCAUAUCUGCUCUGCCUAUUUCCAGAUCUAUAUCAAUGCUUUAGGUAAACCAUUUAAAACCUCAUCAAAGAUACCAGGCUUAUAUGCCUAAUAAUAAGGCCUCUGGAAAAUAACAGGGCUUAGAGGGAACGAAAUUUAAUGAUUUGUGAGAACAGCUUAAAAAAUAUGUAGAAAUUUUACUUUGAAAAGAUGACAUUUGAUUGAAUAGGAAUUAAUUUUUUGAAGUAAUUUAUUGAAGGCUGUAAAUGAUUUUCAUUUCGCUGAAGACAGUUGUGGUAGUAAAGUUAAACCUGAUCAAUGAGUUCAUCAGUUAAACCAAUUAUUUACUACCAAUUAUUACUAUAAAUUUCCUCAAGUCAUAUAUGCUACUUACUAGGCUGAUAAAAAAACUGCAAAUUAAUUUCAGUUUAAGUAACAUUGUGUCACAAAUUUAUGUCAUUGUCCAUAUACAUGCAUGUAUUGCCUUAACCUUAAUAUACUCUGAACUCAAAAAUGAGUCAGAUUAAUAUAAAUAUUAUAAUUGUGAUUAAUUUAUCUGUGAUGAUACAAUUUGUGGAAUGAAUGAUAGGAGUUAUUUGAUCUCACCCUAACUUUGUGUUGUUAUUAUCUAUGCAAUUGUUGUAAUAAGUAUAGGUAAAUAUGCAUUACGAAAUAAUUAUUAUAUUCAAAUGCUUUCUUUGAUAUAAUUGCUGUUAGUUGAAAUUCCAUUAAUUUUGGUUUGCUUGAAUAAGAAUGAUAUUUUAUUGUUGUUUUAUCUUCUAAUGUUCUAUUUUCAGGAAUUUAAGUGUUAGAGAUAGGUUCAUUAGGCUUUUGAAAAUCUUAAUAUACAACAAAAAUAGGUGAUGAAGUUUCAAUUUCUUUGUCAUGUUUUACACUGUAGAGCCAUAAUAUUUGUAUGUUUAGUAUAUUUCUUGAUUUAGCAUGCCCUUUCUUACUAAAGCAGGGGUAUAUAGUAAUUAUUGUGUGCUUUCUGUGUUUUUAUUCCAUUGUACUUUGCAUCUAUUUUUUUAUAUGAAAUAAAAGCAACUACUGGUACUGACAAAAAAGGAAGUAAUGUGCCUUAUGUUUUAAUUGCAUAUUGAUCAGAUAAAAGAUAAUAGAUUUUUGACACCUGUUUUAGAUUUACAGUGUGGUAACAAAUGGACCCUUAUAUUUUGGGAAACAAGUCCUCUGUAGCUAUGUUUUAACAUAACUUCUUAUGCAAGUUGAAGAGAAUUUGUUUCCUGGUAUCAAUAAAUCUAUAAUUCAAUUUGUUCACUGAUCCUCCACUUUCAAAUAAAUUUGUUAGUUGACUUGGAUGUUUUGUAUAUGCCUGAAAGCAUUUAUCAAUACAAAAUGGUUUUUUAUGUUUUUUUUCAAACCAAAAAAAUUAAAGUGUGCCAUUAGUUAUAUGCAAGUUUAUUUUAUAAUUUAUCUGAUUUCUUGAUGAUACUUUUUUUAUGAGUGUUGUUGUUUUUUUUAAACAGGAGUGUGUUAGUAUAGUGCUAAGAUAAUAAAAUGGUUUAAUGUGUUUCAAAAUUUUGAUCUUGCAAUGUAAAAAUUUAAUAUAAAUUUGAUGUACAUGUUUUAAUGUAAUUAUCUUUCUUACUUCUUUAUUUUCUUAUAUUUUUAACACUUUCGAAAGAUGACUGUUUUAAUGUGUGUUCAGAAUAUUUAAAAAAACAGCAUUCUUAAAAUAACUCCCACCUACUUAUUUCUUCAUUUUCCGACAGUAAAAAAAGCUACAUUUUGUACUUAUAAAAUAUGUUGUUGUCUCAUGAAUGAAUAUUGUUUUUGUCUUUUGUUAUGUUUUUCAUAAAGAUAUAUAUUAUUAUAUUGAGUCAAUAUUUAAACAUAACAUUCCAUUGUGUGGAGUGAUAUAUGUGGAUGGUAAUAGAUCUAUAUUGCUUGUAAGUAAAUCACAGGUGCUAGUUUGAAUUUAAUAUAUAGCAUAUUGAUAAGUAGUGUGGUACAAGGUCAUUCAUGUAUUUCAAUUCAUUCAAUUUAAUAUUGUAAUGUAAAGGGUUAUCAUUAUGUGUAUAAUGUCUUCAUUACAUUAAAAGCUACAAUUAUAAAAAAAAGAAGCGUUUAGACCUUAGUUUACAUCAAAUGGCUAUUGAUAAUUUUAUGUAUCAUUAGUCUGUAAAUAAAAGACAAGCAUGAAGCAUACAUGGUUUUACAUCAGUAUGUUCUAAAUAAUUGUCAUCUUGUAAUUCAUCAGUUUGUAAACUAUGUAAAAAAGAAAGUUUUGCACUGUAUAUUUUAAUUUAAAAACAACAAGUUUUCUUUAAAAAGCAUUUCUCCUUGAAUUCAAAAAUGGUGCUAGAACAAUUUUAAUCUAAUUUUUUCAUAAAUAAAUGUACAACUACAUAGUUUACAGAGAAAUUACUUUUGUGUAAAAAAAUACACUUUAGAGUACAACACUUGAUUUUGUUGUUCUCGGAAAACCCUUUCUUUUGUAAAAAGAUGAAGAAAGGCAAGUGUUUUAUUUGUGUAUUUUUUUUACAAAAAUCUCAGGCUAGAAUAACAGUUUAAAUACAAUUUUCUAUUUCUCUCUGUAAUUGAACCAUAUUGGUUUAUUUAAAAAAAAAUUUUUUUUUAUCAUAUUUACAUAAGAUUGAAUAACCUUAUUACUAAUCAUACCAAUUUCCUCUCACCAAAACUGUUAAAAAAAAUACAUCUUUAUUUGAUAUCUCAAAAUAAAACCAAAAACAGUAACGAUUUAAUGAUAACCUGGUAAUUUAAACUACAAUUAAAGGGUUAUCUCCCUUUAACAUUUGGCUGAUAAACCCUGUUCUCUUGCUCUUUAAGCCAGCAUUAAUUCAAAUUGAGUCAAUAUUUCUAUGCACCUUCUUGUUUAUCAAAUACUUUGUCAUAAGACAUGUAAUUAGGAAUAUCCAAUGACCAAAAAAUUGCCAGUAAUAUCAUACCUCUAGGGGAAUAACCAUUUUAUCAAUACAAAUAGUAGAGAUAUGGUCUAUCUAUCUGAAUAUGUCAUGUGACUCAACCUUUCAUUUCUCAUAUAAUAUUAACAUUUAAUUCAACUUGACCUACAUUUCGUGCAUGAAUGACUGGUAAAUGCACAUUUGAAAGAUCUUGCAACAGGUAGACAUGUGUGUUAUUUAUAAUUUACAAGCACUGCCAUGACACUGUUAAUAUUAUAUAAUUGGUGUAUCCUAGUUCAUUGACACUGUAAAACAGUAAUGUACAUAUGUCAUUAAAUGUUAUUUACCCUGUAAGUUAUGUUAUUCCAUGGAUGCCAGUUUUAGUUGUUUGUGGGUACAGAUUUCAUUUGUGUUUACUUGAUUUCAUACCUUAACAUUGUCUUUGAACAUUAUCGCUUACAUUAUAUAUAAUACUGAUGUUCAUACUUUGUCUGAACAGUUGAUAAAGGUCUUCAAGGAUAUCGCAGAACUCUUUUUUACAGUGAGAUUAAGACAGCCCUGGUGUAGACAUGUAUUAUUGGUACACUUUUAAAUAUGUAUUGACGGUCAUUAAAUACGUUUAUUCAAUUUAUAGUAUAAGUUCUUCCUACAGAUUCUGACAAUGUUCAUUUAUUUCGAUUCUUUCUUUUUGUGCUACCCCAAAACAAAUAGGCAGUUAAUUACUUUAUCAAGUUUAUCUAGUAUAUGUAUUGGAGAAAAUUUGAAAUUAGAUCUUAAUGAAUAUUUUAGUAUUUAACAAAGAAAGGUCAGUCAUAAUAAAACCACCUGUAUUAUUUUUUACAUAAAUGUUUGGGUACUGCAAAAUAUACUAUUAACCAACUUUGCAUAAAUGUUCAUCUUAUGAUGUCAGUAUCUAAGCAAAAGGUCAGUUUUAUAAACCUUUGGUUCAAAUUUACAUCUCUGUUCAUACGGAAGAUGAUUAUUUAAACAUCCUUGGAGGAGUGUUUUUGUAAGCAGGACAACUUUGAGCCUAAAGCUUUCUGUCAAAUCUAAAUCUUAAAUGACUUUAAUUCAUAUCUCAGAGAAAUAAUUGUCUGAAAUUGCAUACAACCAUCACCAAGUUAAGAAUGGUAAUGAAGCAUAUAGGGUUACGUUUGUGAAUUGGUUUUUGUUUACGAAUAGAUAUUGGUAAUAGUAGAUGGUCAAUGUGCUAAAUGCUUUCAAGUUAUUUUUGAAUUCUUCAACUGCAGUAUGAAUUUACACAUACUUUUACAGCUAAAGGGAGUAUUGGGUGAACUUUGUGCUCACACCUUGUCAAUGUCUAUGUACUUGCUAGAGCUAAACAAUCACUAAAUAUUUCCUUCUAUGUUUAUUCAAAGAUUGAGUUUUAAAAAAAUACUUAAUACUUUACAUUGAUGGUUAUAAAAAAUUCCUUUCUCUUCUGCUGAAUUCAGCAUUACAUACAAAAUUGUUAAAUCAUUUCUUAACUGAUUUGUUGUGCAAUCUUUUAACCAUUAUGAAUCAUGUAUUAUAGAAAUAUUUGAAUGAAUUGUCAUCAUUGGCUGUAUAUUAAUGCAUUCAGAAUUUAUUAUUGGUAAUGUCUAAUAUGGUUGUAGCAUUGAUUUGCUAUAUUGUAUAAAUGGGGAUUUAUGUUAUUUGUAUUAUGUAUUCACUUGUAUAGCAAUACCAUGAAUUGUAUUUUGUUGAAAUAGUGAUUAUGAGUGGAAAAGGUAAUAAAAGAAUAUUUGAAUAGAA
Molecule: messenger RNA, 7385 nt
Organism: Mytilus californianus (California mussel)
Lineage: Eukaryota; Metazoa; Mollusca; Bivalvia; Mytilida; Mytilidae
Product: N-acetylgalactosaminyltransferase 7-like
Exons: 14
Coding region: 137-1987 (616 amino acids)
Cellular component (GO): Golgi apparatus
Source: RefSeq, a predicted model, not a curated record